Molecule: messenger RNA, 1470 nt
Organism: Asparagus officinalis (garden asparagus)
Lineage: Eukaryota; Viridiplantae; Streptophyta; Magnoliopsida; Asparagales; Asparagaceae
Product: mitochondrial outer membrane import complex protein METAXIN-like
Exons: 6
Coding region: 86-1069 (327 amino acids)
Biological process (GO): mitochondrion organization
Cellular component (GO): SAM complex
Source: RefSeq, a predicted model, not a curated record
AUCUUUCUCUCUCAUCAUCAGCAUAAUCCAAACCCUAACCCUAAUUUCUUCUUCCUCUAUCGAGGAAAGAGAAAAAGGGAGGGAGAUGAGCGAGAGAGGAGAAGGGGAGCUGGUUCUCGUAGCUCGAAAGGGUGGUUUCGGGCUGCCGACAGCUUGCCCUAAUUGCCUCCCAGUCUAUCUCUACCUCAGAUUCGCCAACGCUUCGUUCAGUCUCGAUUUCGAUGUCGCCAACCCCGAUUCUGAUCAUGUACCAUAUAUCGAAUAUGGUGAUUGUGUGUUAUUCAGCAAUGAGAAGGGAGGUGUUAUUGAAUGCUUGAAAGGAGAGAGCAUAGUUGAUCUGGACUCGGGACUCUCAGGUGGCUGUGUUCCUCAUUGGUUGGCGACAGAGGCGUUGAUCAGCUCCUGGCUUGCAGAGGCUGCACAAUAUGAACUAUGGGUUGCUUCUAAUGGAAGUGGUGCAUAUAAAAUAUAUUUCUCUGACCUGUCAUGGCCCGUUGCGAAGGUUCUCCAUUGGAAACAAACUCAAACAGUUAAGCAGCGAUUGGGAAUAACAUAUCUCAAUGCCAAUGGAAAAGAAGAAGAGAUAUAUCGUAAAGCAGCUGCUGCAUAUGAGGCUUUAUCUCAGAGGUUAGGAGAACAAACAUUUUUCUUUGAUGACAGGCCGACAAGCUUGGAUGCUGCUUUCCUCGGGCAUGCUCUUUUUGUGAUUCAUGCUUUGCCAGAUACCUCUACUCUGCGAAAUAAUCUCUUGCAAUAUGACAAUUUAGUUAGAUAUUCUGAAAAUCUUAAAGUGCAGUAUGUGGACUCUAAUUCAUCGUCCUCCAUUCCGCGAUCUUCCUUUGGUCCAUCAGCAUCAUCAUCAUCAAGAACAAAAUCCUCAUCAUAUUGGAGUUCCAAGUCCAAACCAAAAGCUAAAAGGGAGAAAACCGAAGAGGAGAAGACUUUUCGGAGGAGGGCCAAUUAUUUUCUUGCCACCCAGUUGGUUGCAGUGCUAGUGUUCUUGUCUCUUUUCGGAGGAGUUGAGAAUGCUGAAGAUGAUGAUGAGGACGAACUAGAUUAUGACGACUGAGAAAAUAAAAGCUGCUUACUUUUUUGAAAUUCACAGCAGUGGUAACUCUCGCCACAUUCUGAGGCGUUCCUUUUUUAAAUUUCACGUACAAUAAAAAAUGUGUCUUCAUUAAUCUCUCUUGUUUUACUUUGUAAACUAUGUAUUGUUUGUACCUCACACGAUAAUUUUUGAAGCCAUUCACAAGUGACGUGCGAAUCUGAAGGAGAUGAUUCAUUGUGGGUUCUCGCAUCCACCAUUUUCUGUAGGAAUGAAGAUGCUCUUAAAUCUGACAUAGUUUGUCCUGUUCCUGCUAGGAGCCUAGUUUAUGAUUUGCCAAUACAAAAUUCUCAUGUAUGGAUCUGUGAUAUUAUUGCCUGCAAAAUUCAAAUGUUCUAUAUUAAUUGUUUUCGUUAUACAUGCAA